UUUUUGUCCUCCAUUCACUCGUUAUCCUUAUAUCCCUGGUUGUAUUUGCGUUUUUCCUUUCGUGCACUUGAUUGAUUUGAACAAACUCCUAGCAUCAUGAAGCUCUCCCUCGCUCUUGGAGCGGCAGCCUUUGCGGGAUCUGCUCUGGCAGACAUUGAUCCCAUCGUCAUCAAGGGCUCCAAAUUCUUCUACAGCAGCAACAACACCCAGUUCUAUAUUCGUGGUGUUGCCUAUCAGGCCGACUAUGACUCCAACUCUACCGACAGCAGCUCCACCAGCUACGUCGACCCUUUGGCUGAUGCCACCACCUGCAAGCGUGACAUUCCCUACCUUCAGGAGAUCAGAACCAAUGUCAUUCGUACUUAUGCGAUCGACCCAACCAACAACCACACCGAAUGCAUGAACAUGCUGGCUGAAGCCGGCAUUUAUGUCAUUACGGACAUGUCGGACCCUGAUCAGUCCAUCGACCGGGACAGCCCGACCUGGGAGACCAGCCUCUUCGCCCGCUACAAGGAGGUGAUCGACGAUAUGUCCCAGUUCAACAACACUCUCGGCUUCUUCGCUGGUAACGAGGUCUCCAACACCAUCGACACUACCGAUGCCAGCGCUUUCGUCAAGGCCGCCGUCCGCGACUCGAAGGCCUACAUCAAGGAGAAGGGCUACCGUUCCAUGGGUGUGGGUUACGCCACCAACGACGACGCCGACAUCCGUGUCAACCUGGCCGAUUACUUCAACUGUGAGAGUGAGGAUGUUGGUGUCGACUUUUGGGGUUACAACAUCUACUCCUGGUGCGGUAACUCCACUUACGAGGAGUCCGGCUACGAGGCCCGCACCGAGCAGUUCAAGAACUACUCCGUCCCCGUCUUCUUCUCCGAGUAUGGUUGCAACACCAACGGUGUUCGCGAGUUCACUGAGAUCAAGGCUCUUUACGGUGACGAUAUGAACAGCGUCUGGUCCGGUGGUAUCGUCUACAUGUACUUCCAGACUGAUAACGACUACGGUUUGGUCUCCGCCAUUGACAGCACAAGUGUCAGCACGAUGGCCGACUUCAAGUACUACUCCUCGGAGAUUCAGAGCGCCACGCCCAGCGGUGUCGACAAGGCAUCCUACACCCCGACGAACACCGCGCUCCGGAGCUGUCCGGCCAUUGGUACCUCCUGGGAGGCUAAGGCCACUCCCCUGCCCCCGUCUCCCAACAGCGCUCUCUGCUCGUGCAUGGACGCCGCCGCCGGGUGUGUAGUCAAGGACUCCCUCUCCAGCUCCAAGUAUGCCGCCCUCUUCAGCGAAGUUUGCGGCCUCGUCUCCUGCACGGGCGUCUUCCACAACGGCACCACCGGCACCUACGGUGACUACAGCAUGUGCGAGGCCAAGCAGCAGCUCAACUGGGCUCUGAACCGCUACUGGGAGAGCCAGGAUAAGGAGGACUCCGCCUGCAGCUUCGCCGGCUCCGCCACCACCACCGCCGCCAGCACCGCCAGCACCUGCAGCUCCAUGCUCUCCCAGGCCGGCACUGCCGGCACCGGCUCCGUCUCGGCCACCAUCACCGCCACCGACGGCUCUUCCAGCACCUCCACCUCCACUUCCGACUCCAGCUCCUCCGCCGGCCACAUGACCGGUGCCUCCAUGGUGGCCGUUGGCUCUCUCCAGCUCGGUGCCUACGUUGUCACUGCCAUCGGUGCUGGUCUGGCCAUGAUCAUGUUGUAAGGGUGAGAUGCAUGUGUAUGGUGGAUCCGUACUCUGCGAUUCAUGUUGCAUGUUGUCAUAUAGAAGGAGAUUAGUUCAGCUCGCUGCAAUAUUUUUUUCAUCACACUCAUUUACUUUCUUCGUGUACAUUACCUUCAAUCAUUUCUAUGCC
This is a messenger RNA of Aspergillus aculeatus ATCC 16872, 1855 nucleotides long. RefSeq names its product glycoside hydrolase family 72 protein. The record is from RefSeq and is a predicted model, not a curated record. Gene Ontology annotation, cellular component: fungal-type cell wall; cytoplasm. Gene Ontology annotation, biological process: fungal-type cell wall (1->3)-beta-D-glucan biosynthetic process. The transcript has 5 exons. NCBI's taxonomy places the organism in Eukaryota, Fungi, Ascomycota, Eurotiomycetes, Eurotiales, Aspergillaceae. Gene Ontology annotation, molecular function: 1,3-beta-glucanosyltransferase activity. Bases 97 to 1704 code for a protein of 535 amino acids.